Papaver somniferum (opium poppy) is the source of this 1901-nucleotide messenger RNA. Its product is annotated as phospho-2-dehydro-3-deoxyheptonate aldolase 2, chloroplastic-like. The transcript has 4 exons. The record is from RefSeq and is a predicted model, not a curated record. Bases 114 to 1649 code for a protein of 511 amino acids. Gene Ontology annotation, biological process: aromatic amino acid biosynthetic process. Gene Ontology annotation, molecular function: 3-deoxy-7-phosphoheptulonate synthase activity. NCBI's taxonomy places the organism in Eukaryota, Viridiplantae, Streptophyta, Magnoliopsida, Ranunculales, Papaveraceae.
GUCUCAUUUGAUUCAUUCUUAUCUACAAAAAUACCACAGAAUCAAAAAUUUCCACAAACCAUAGAGAAAUCUCACCAAAAAAAAAUCCCAGAUUUCACCAAAAAUCAUCAGUCAUGGCGUUAGCAGGUGCAAGUAAUCUAACUGCACCAUUCCCAAUCCCAAAAUCCCCAUUCAAAAAGCUUCAGAACAAACCCAGAAUCUUUGCUAUUCACUCCCUAGAGAAAUCAAACUCAUCAUCAUCAAAUCCAUUAAAAGUUUCAUCAAAUUGGAGUUUAGAUAGUUGGAAAACUAAAAAGGCAUUACAAAUCCCAGCUUAUAAUGAUAAACAAGAACUUAAAGAUGUAUUAAAACAACUUGAAAGAUUCCCACCAUUAGUGUUUGCAGGUGAAGCAAGGAAAUUAGAAGAAAGAUUAGCUGAUGCUGCUGUUGGUAAAGCUUUCUUACUUCAAGGUGGUGAUUGUGCUGAGAGUUUCAAAGAAUUUGGUGCUAAUAAUAUUAGGGAUACAUUUAGGGUUUUGUUGCAGAUGGGUGUUGUCUUGACAUUUGGUGCUCAAAUGCCUAUUAUCAAGGUGGGAAGGAUGGCGGGGCAAUUUGCGAAACCAAGGUCUGAUCCAUUUGAGACAAAAGAUGGGGUGACACUGCCUAGUUAUCAAGGAGAUAACAUCAAUAGUGAUGCAUUUGAUGAGAAAUCUCGCAGACCAGAUCCUCAGAGGCUUUUGACAGCUUAUGCACAGUCUGCGUCCACAUUGAAUCUUCUUAGAGCUUUUGCUGUUGGAGGAUAUGCAGCUAUUCAGAGAGUUACAAAGUGGAAUUUGGAUUUUGUUGAGAACAGUGAGCAGGGUGAUAAGUAUAAGGAGCUUGCGCAGAGAGUGGAUGAAGCUCUUGGGUUUAUGGCGGCAGCUGGACUUACUGUGGAUCAUCCCAUAAUGACUACUACUGAAUUUUAUACGUCUCAUGAAUGUCUUCACCUUCCUUAUGAGCAAUCGCUGACAAGAGAAGAUUCUACUAUGGAUGGUGGUCUCUUUUAUGAUUGUUCUGCUCACAUGCUUUGGGUUGGCGAGAGGACUCGUCAGUUGGAGGGUGCACAUGUUGAAUUUCUCCGUGGUGUGGCCAAUCCCCUUGGCAUAAAGGUAAGUGACAAGAUGGAUCCAGCAGAGCUCGUGAAAUUGUGUGAAAUUCUUAACCCUCACAAUAGACCUGGAAGGCUGACCAUCAUCGUCAGAAUGGGAGCUGACAAAAUGCGAGUGAAGCUCCCACAUUUGAUUAGAGCUGUACGCCAAGCUGGGUUAAUUGUCACAUGGGUGAGUGACCCCAUGCAUGGAAACACCAUCAAAGCUCCAUGUGGCCUCAAGACCCGCUCAUUUGAUGCCAUCAGAGCGGAACUGAGGGCAUUUUUUGACGUUCAUGAUCAAGAAGGAAGUUACCCAGGAGGAGUUCAUUUGGAGAUGACAGGACAGAAUGUCACAGAGUGCGUCGGAGGGUCAAAGAAUGUGACUUUCGAUGACUUAGAAUCAAGAUACCACACUCACUGUGAUCCAAGGCUGAAUGCUUCACAAUCUCUAGAGCUUGCUUUUGCUAUUUCAGAGAGACUAAGAAAGAAAAGACUUAGAAGAUCAGCAAACCAAACCGUUCUCCAAAGUCAGAACUAAGGAGCGUUCUGAUUAUUCUGCCUGCUUAUAGAGAAAUCUUCACAUCUAAUCCAAUAAUCUUUUUUUUCUUCGAUCCAUACAACGUGGGCAAGUUUUCUUGACAGAUGCUUGAUCUUUUUCUCACUGAAUCGCUCGUUUGUAAUUGUAGGAACAAGAAGAAUCUGUGAUGUUAUCUUUUUUCGCACUGUUGACGGCCAAUUUGCCUGAAUAAAUCUUUAUUAUAAUAUAUCAGAAAGCUUGUUUCAGCAGAAA